Messenger RNA from Aspergillus eucalypticola CBS 122712, 977 nucleotides. RefSeq names its product serine/threonine protein kinase BUD32 (gene bud32). NCBI's taxonomy places the organism in Eukaryota, Fungi, Ascomycota, Eurotiomycetes, Eurotiales, Aspergillaceae. The coding region runs from base 165 to 977 and encodes 270 amino acids. Gene Ontology annotation, biological process: protein phosphorylation. The record is from RefSeq and is a predicted model, not a curated record. Gene Ontology annotation, molecular function: ATP binding; protein serine/threonine kinase activity. The transcript is spliced from 2 exons. Gene Ontology annotation, cellular component: nucleus; EKC/KEOPS complex; cytosol.
CUACAUUUCUCCAGACGACAUACUCUACACAACCCCACCAACCUCACCUCCACCUCCGCCUCCCAACCGACCUCCAAUCCAACGACAAUAACCACCACAAUGACAACAGAAACCUACACACCCCCACCCCUCCCCCACCCUUCCACCACACCCCCUCUCACCAAAUGCAACUAAUAACCCAAGGCGCCGAAGCCCACCUAUACAAAACGACCUACCUGAGUCCCUCCACGCCCGCGGCCCUCAAGAUCCGCCCAACAAAGCCCUACCGCCACCCGAUCCUCGACCGGCGAUUGACGCGUGCCCGCGUCCUCCAGGAAGCAAGGUGUCUGGUGCGUCUUGUGCGCGAGGGUGUGAAUGUUCCGGCUGUGUUGGCGGUGGAUUGGGAUAUUAACAAUACCAACAAUAACCAUAGUGGUGCUGGGGGGGAUGUGGGUGAGGGCGUUAGGGGUAAUGGGGCGUGGAUUCUCAUGGAGUGGAUCGAGGGAUGUGUGGUUCGGGUUGUGAUUCAGAGGUGGGAGAGGUAUAUCAAGUCUCGCUCUGCAGCUGUCAAACUACAGGAUAAUGAGAUUGAGGAAGAGGAGAAGAAAGUCAAGGGGCUGUUGAGACGUGUUGGGGCUGCUGUGGGUGCGUUGCAUAAGGCUGGUGUGGUGCAUGGGGAUUUGACAACGAGUAAUUUGAUCUUGAGGGGUGCUGAGGAGCCCGCAGCUGAGGGUGAUGGGGAAGGAGUGAGUCCUGAUAUGCAGGGUGAGGUGGUGUUGAUUGAUUUUGGUCUGGCGAGUCAGAGUAUUCAGGAUGAGGAUCGCGCGGUCGAUUUGUAUGUUCUGGAGCGUGCGUUUGGGAGUACGCAUCCCCGUACGGAGCCGUUGUUUGGGGAGGUGCUUGAGGGGUAUCGUGCGAGUUAUCGCGGGUCGGGGUCGGUGUUGAAGAGGUUGGAGGAUGUGAGGAUGAGGGGGAGGAAGAGGAGUAUGAUUGGUUAG